AUGUCGUCCGUCCACAUCCCCGGCCUGCUACGGCCCGUCAUCGCCCUCAAUGGCUGGACCUUCAUCGUCGAGAUCUGGAUGUACGCAACGCGCCUCCCAGUCUUCAGCCGUAUCAAAGAAGCAGCCGAUCCCUCCACUCUCCGCGGCGAGAUCGACAAACGAACUCCCGCCUCGGUGCGCUGGAAGGCCGACAACUACAACCACCUCCUCGAGCAGCCGACGCAGUUCUACGCCAUCGCGCUCGCACUGGCCAUCGCGCGGUACGGCGCAGACGACCCCCUCGACAUUAAACUUGCCUGGGGGUAUGUUGGAGUUCGAGUUUUGCAUAGUUUGAUCCAGUGCACGACGAAUACGAUUAUGCUGCGCUUUUCGGUGUUUUUGGUCUCGUCCGGUAUUUUGGCGACUAUGACGGGCAGGGCUGCCUUAUUGGCUUUCUAA
Aspergillus puulaauensis is the source of this 438-nucleotide messenger RNA. Its product is annotated as MAPEG family protein. The coding region runs from base 1 to 438 and encodes 145 amino acids. The record is from RefSeq and is a predicted model, not a curated record. Gene Ontology annotation, cellular component: membrane. NCBI's taxonomy places the organism in Eukaryota, Fungi, Ascomycota, Eurotiomycetes, Eurotiales, Aspergillaceae. The transcript has a single exon.